Messenger RNA from Phytophthora infestans T30-4, 504 nucleotides. RefSeq lists its product as uncharacterized. The record is from RefSeq and is a predicted model, not a curated record. The coding region runs from base 1 to 504 and encodes 167 amino acids. The transcript is spliced from 3 exons. Lineage: Eukaryota; Oomycota; Peronosporomycetes; Peronosporales; Peronosporaceae.
AUGAAGUUGAAGAGCUACACCAAGAUGGUCAUUCAGUGGUCUUGUGACACAUGCAAGCGCGAAUGUAUCCCCGUUCGCGAGGAAAGCCGAUGUCUUUGCGGACACCGAUACAAGGAGCACCCGAGUAGUGUCAGCGACCCUCGAGUGAAAUCCCCAAAAGGGUUCCGUGCUUUCGCCUGUACAUCAGCCAGGUGUUCGUGCAGAGCUUUCUUCUAUGUUGUGGCGGAAGGCGCCUGGAUCCUACGAUGCCGCUGCAAACAUAGACACACGAAUCACGACCCGGGAAGCAAACCAUUUGUCUGCAAAAGGCCCAAGUGCGGCUGUCAAGGAUUUGACAGUCCGUGGGUUUGCAAUUGCGACCAUCCGUGGGGCGCGCACCGCCAGCAUCUUGUCGAGAAGAAGUUUGACCCGCUGCAAAUGUUGCAGGCUCAGCUCACGGCUCCGGAGCUCAACACGGUGCAUCGGACAGACUUGCUGGCCUCUCCACUAAACUUGCGGCUGUGA